GCUCCUAUCCCUACCGGCAUACUCGUCUCGCGUUUCCUACUGACAUUAUCGGCAACUUGCGCAUCCUAUUUUGUCUCGUCUGUUACACUACGGCCACCCAUCUCUGGAGACCGAGAUUCCGUUUUAUACAUAUAAUCCCUGUUAUCCCUUGUGCAGCAGGGUCAAUAGGUCAAUAGGAAGUCACGACGACAACAUGGCUAAUCUCGGGUCGGCCUUCCGCUCUUUCUGGCAUACUAUGACCAGCUAUGAUCGACACUCGAAUUAUGAUUCCCCGCACCGGACUGGCCGUCAUGUGCCUCUCAAUCGCCAAAGCACAUUAACAUCUGUUGCUACCGCCUCAGACUCACGUGCCGAUAUCACAUCUCCUUAUCACGAUGAGUUAGGUCGGCUAUCCAACCAGGCAGAUGGUACUGCGUACAUGGGUGCUGGCAUGCCCUCUGUAUCUCCACUCUCACCCGGGUCCAACGGCCCGUACUCUCCUGGCCUAAGAUCUUUGAAUGCUCAGAGGCAAAGCUCAAGAGAUGAUGGGUUUGAAACUGUGAGCAGCCCUGGCGACAUUCAGAUGCAAUCGUUUGCCGAUGGUGCACCACCAGCGCCGCCUGUGGGCCACUCAUGGAAGCGUAUUGAUAGAUGGGCCGAAGAGAACUAUCCUGAAUUAUUCGACCAGCUUUGCGAGGGCUGCACAAAUAAUGACUUAAUUGAGCUGGAGCACCAGCUCGACUGUUCGCUCCCCCAGGACUUGAGGGAUUCUCUCAUGGUCCACGACGGCCAGGAGCGCGGUGGUAAUCCCACGGGGAUUGUCUUUUCAGGCAUGCUCCUCGAUUGCGAAGAAAUAGUGCAAGAGUGGGAUCAGUGGAGGAGAGUCAAUCAACAGUAUCUCCUUGAAAAUACAGUGACAAGUCCUACGAUUCCCUCCAAGGCUUUUGGUGGUGCCGGGGAAGCAUCUUCUUCUCGAUCCGCACCAGGGUCUCCAGGCUCCCACAAAGGUUCAUGGCGGCAAGAUCUUCAAGCCCGACAAGACUCGGUCCCUGGUGGGGCCAUUCAGCGAGCUUAUGCACACUCAGCUUGGAUUCCGCUUGUGCGAGAUUGGGGUGGCAACAAUCUUGCCGUGGACCUGGCACCCGGUCCCUCAGGUGUAUGGGGGCAGAUUAUCUUAUUUGGAAGAGAUUAUGAUACUAAGUAUGUCGUUGCCAAGUCGUGGGGCGCGUUCCUCGCGAUCCUCGCAGACGACUUGAGCAGUGGCAAAUGGUUUGUCGAUGAAGAUACGAACGAACUAAAGUUGCGAGAGUUUAAAACUACACGUGUUGAGCCCUCGUACUUUGACAUACUGCGUUGGCGGAUGGAUCAAAAGCAUGGGCGUACCGCGAAAACUAUGGCAAAGCGCAAGUCGGGCGUACCUAGCAACGCUGCGUCCCCUGGUGGCUCCCCUUACUCCAGUCCUGUGGAUGCUCAUGGGGACGUCCGUGGAAGAACGUUGCAACGUCUCAGCAGUCCAUCGCCGUUAGUAAGUCCUGCUCGAGUUGGUUUCGGAAAAUCGACCGCGCUUGCACGAGUUGCAGAAGAAUCAGGUCAAGCCGAGCCAAAAAUCAAUGGCAUCAGAGAAGACAAGCUCGUUGAAGUCGAAACAUCUAGAGCUUUAGAAGAUAAUACUACAUCAGGUUCCAAUGAAGAUGCCGGACUCGAGCCUAAAGGCAAGGAUAUCUCGUCGACAAAAAGAGAAGCGGAUCUAGUAAAUGGCCACACCGACGACAUUGAAGGAGGGAUGAAGACUAUAGAGAUAUGAUGAGUGUUUGAUGAUGAAACGCAAUGAUAGCCCAUGUUCCCACGACCAUAUUCAUCAUAAAGUGUAAAAGGGCGGCGUU
Messenger RNA from Xylaria bambusicola, 1862 nucleotides. RefSeq names its product putative 1,3-beta-glucan protein. Gene Ontology annotation, cellular component: mating projection tip. The record is from RefSeq and is a predicted model, not a curated record. Gene Ontology annotation, biological process: regulation of fungal-type cell wall biogenesis; cell wall biogenesis. Lineage: Eukaryota; Fungi; Ascomycota; Sordariomycetes; Xylariales; Xylariaceae. The transcript has 3 exons. The coding region runs from base 194 to 1783 and encodes 529 amino acids.